UAUUCGAGUUACAAGAUGGCGGCCCCAAGCGCUCUCUUCACCGUUCAGUAGCAGCUUCAGGCUGGGCGGAUGUCUCUUUUUCUCGGUGUCGGACUCAGAGACACACAGCUCCCGAGUCCUGCUGAUCACGAAGCUCUUGAAGGCGUUCAACGCACGGGAAUCUCCUAGCCCUGCUCGCCGCGGCGCCGGAACUCAGCGUGAUCUGCGGCGGCCUUCUAGGUAGGUUCACAAAAAUGGCGAAGAGAGUUGCGGAAAAGGAAUUAACAGAUAGGAAUUGGGAUGAAGAAGACGAAGUUGAAGAGAUGGGAACAUUCUCUGUGGCCAGUGAGGAAGUCAUGAAGAACAGAGCUGUCAAGAAGGCGAAGCGGAGAAACGCUGGGUUUGAAUCUGAUAGCGGAGGAGCCUUUAAAGGUUUCAAAGGUUUGGUUGUGCCUUCUGGAGGAGGAGGAGGGUUUUCUGGAUUUGGUGGUGGCUCUGGAGGGAAGCCUCUGGAAGGACUGACAAAUGGAAACAGCACAGACAGUGCCACGCCCUUCUCUGGUGCAAAGACAGCAGCAGAGCCCAAGGCAGCCUUUGGUUCUUUUGCUGUGAAUGGCCCUACUGCCUUGGUGGAUAAAAAGAUUUCGAAUCCCAAAUGCAGCAGCACCAGCAGCAGCACCAGCAGCAAUCAACCGCCCUCCUCCGGCCCUGCUUCCAGUCCAGCCUGCCCUGGGAACACCUACCACAAGCAGCUGGCCGGCCUGAACUGCUCUGUCCGGGACUGGAUCGUCAGGCACGUGAACACAAAUCCGCUCUGUGACCUGACGCCCAUCUUUAAAGACUAUGAGAGAUACUUGGCAACGAUCGAGAAGCAGCUUGAAAAUGGAGGUGGCAGCAGUUCUGAGAGCCAGACAGACAGGGCGACGGUUGGGAUGGAGCCUUCUUCCCUUUUUGGUUCAACAAAACUACAGCAAGAUUCACCAUUUUCAUUCCAUGGCAACAAAGCGGAGGACACAUCUGAAAAGGUGGAGUUUAUAGCAGACAAGAAAUCGGACGCAGCACAAGGAGCAACAAGUGCCUCGUUUAAUUUCGGCAAGAAAGUUGAGAGCUCAGUUCUGGGCUCCUUAAGCUCCGGCUCGCUAACUGGGUUUUCGUUCUCUCCUGGAAAUUCUGGUUUGUUUGGUAAAGACGCUGCCCAGAACAAAGCCUCCUCACCAUUUCCUGCUAAAGUGUCAGAGGGCCAGGCAGGAGGCAGCAAUGAGUGCAGAGAUGGUGAAGAAGAGGAGAAUGACGAACCACCCAAGGUGGUGGUGACUGAAGUGAAGGAAGAGGAUGCUUUUUACUCCAAAAAAUGUAAACUAUUUUACAAGAAAGACAAUGAAUUUAAAGAGAAGGGUGUGGGGACCCUGCAUUUAAAACCCACAGCAACUCAGAAGACCCAGCUCUUGGUGCGAGCAGACACCAACCUAGGCAAUAUACUGCUGAAUGUUCUGAUUCCACCCAAUAUGCCGUGCACCCGAACAGGGAAAAACAAUGUCCUUAUCGUCUGUGUCCCCAACCCCCCACUCGAUGAGAAGCAGCCCACUGUCCCGGUCACCAUGCUGAUUCGGGUGAAGACGAGUGAGGAUGCGGACGAAUUGCACAAGAUUUUACUGCAGAAAAAGGAUGCCUGAGCACUGCGGCCGACCAAGGCAUGUUGCCACGUUGCUGCUUCCCCUCUGCCCCUAACUUAGUCACAUUCUUUCCUCUUCUACUGUGACAUUCUGAGAACUUCUAGGUAACUUGAACUUUUGUGAGGAAGAUUAAGGCCAAUAAAUCCUUUCAGUGUGUCGAAGCUCUUCUCCCUUCCUAAGAACUAAGCAAAAUACAUUGGAGUGAAAUGUUUGGGAAGAUUUUUUUAAAUGUUGAUUCAUUGAGUAAACUGACCUAAGUGAUUCUUAAUGGACUAUAAUCAGGGUACCAGUUAGCUCUCCAAAGGCUCCCUCAGGCAGCCAUGUGUGCCACUCUGCCUGCCCCGGGAGACCCCAGCAGUGUCCACAGUGUUGCAGAAGACACCUGCCUGCUCCCCUCCUGUGGGCUUAUCUGAUCCGUGACUUGCACUCCUGCCAAAUAGUGCACCACCACACUGUGACCGCUUGCCCUGUUUCCUUCUGAGCUGAACUGUGGGUACUGGGAUCUCAGUUGUCAUCAGCCUGUCUUGGCAGGUGCUGGCCUUUGACCUGGAGCUGCUUGACUGAACUAGGAACUGCCUUUCCAUGGGAAAGGACACAAGUAGUGGCUCGUGGGGAGCUGGUGGUGGGUAGGCUGGGUUUGUAGUUUAUUCAUGAGGUGCUCUUACUUGCUUACCUCCCGAGUUAACAUGGAUGGACGGACGGGGGCUGUCAGGAAUAAUGGAUUUUAUUAAAAGCACAAAUUUGGUAGCGCUUUUAUAUUAUUUCUAUACCACAAACAAGCCUUUAUUUUAAAAGAAAGUAAAAUUGUGCUGAAAAGGGUUGUGUGCUCAUGGCCAUUUGUGUCCUGGUGAGCCCUGGUGGGCACAGUCUGAAUGGAGUCCUCUCAGGAGCCAUGCGCUCCUGAGAAGGAAGCUGGAGUGUGGGUGUGGAAGACAGCUCCUUCGGCCUGGAGCUUCAGACAGCAGCAUGUUGUUUAGCAUCUGACAAGCCCAUUUUUAUUUUUACUUUUUAAGGAUGAGGUAUUAUUGUGUCCAUUUGGAAGCGAGCCAUGGCUCUACACACUGUUCGUGUCACUUCAGAGCAGUGAGGUCACUGAUACCAGCAUUCUCUGAAGACCAGACAUGAGUUAAAUGUGAGCUUGAUGACAGGUGGUUAUGGGUCAUGCCUAAUCCCAGUGCCAGAAAAGCUGAGGCAGGAGAUCAUGUGAGUUCACAACAGCCUGAGCUACCUACUUAGUAAGACCCCCAAUAAAGUAAAAUAGAACGUCUGACUGUCUAAAGUCCCACUUUCAUUUCUCAUAAAGCCGUUUGACACUAGGACCGGAUCUUGUGUGAAGGCUCAGGGUCAGUACCCAGGGGCACACUUGUGUGCUCAGAUAGUGUACGUAUGCUCCAGCCUGGGCAAACAGUUACAAAAACUGAAUGGCACAGUUGCUUUCUUACAGCCACAAUACCAGGUGGGUGAAGCCUGGGUAACUUAUUUUCACGGGGGUCUUACUCUAUGUAGCCUGGCUAGCCUUGAACUCAGAUCCACCUACCUCUGCCUCCUGAGCCCAGAACUGCUCUUGAGGUGGGGUGAUAGUGCUCUGUGCUGAGCGUUUUGGUGUGUAUCUGCAGAUGCACGUUUGUGCUUUCUGGGCUGUGGACUAAGGCGGUGCUUCCGUCUGUUUGCCUUUUAGCAUGGAGAACCGGUUCCUAGCAAGCAAGUUGCUGCUUCUCUUCCCCUGGCCUGGCCCGUUCACACUGGGCUUGUCCAGCUUCCCAAAGAUGAGAUGAGGGGUACGCAUUCAGAACAGUACUGUGUAGCCACACGCCUGUGGGCUGGCAAGGGUCAGCCUCCUGGGCACUUUCAGGAACUUGUCUCUUCGUGGUGGCAGUGCUCUGUGAGCGUCUGCCCAUGCCUUGAAUAUUUACCAAAAGAAUAAAGCAAAAAAGGUUGUGACUGGAUUGCCUUCUAAAGCUCCCCAGCUGAUUUUAAUUGUAAAUUAGUGAGUGUGGCUUUCUUUUUUCUAACAUUCCCAGCAAAGUUUGCUGCUAAAGACUAUAACUUUUGGAAACGAGAAUUACAGGGGAGAGAUGUGGUGUGACUGUAACUCAGUGUCUGUGCUUUAGGAGAUGGCUCAGUGCAUCUGAGUAUGAGUCAACUAUGAAGUCUGUGUCACAGGGAGGCCCCUGGUGGGCACUCUGUUCUUCCUCCACUGUGUUUGUAGCUGGUUCCAACCCAUGGCUUAAACUUCAUUUAUGUUUUAACAUGUUAGAAACUUGCCUGUUGUGUGUUUAGUGUGACCUGAGGUGUGUAUCUCCAGUUGAAAAUCUAAAGUUGUGUCUUACAUUUGCCUGAAGGAAGUGUGUGUUCACUGUGGUCAGGGUGCAGCUAGCAGGUGCUAAGCCUGGGCCUUCCCACACUGUGUCUCACACUUCCCCACAUUUCCAGCCUGGCCCUGUCCUCAGAGAGCCACCGCACGGGCUGUGGCUUGUGUUGGUGACAGGUUCAACUGUUGGUAGACUGAUGCCCUGUUUUACCAUUUCAGUUCUAAAUCCUAUUUUUUACUGUGUGCCAAAAAAAUUAAUAAUAAUAAUAAUAAUACCUCCUAUGGCAUAGAGGAGAAAUUCCACCUUGCUGUCAGGGAAAGCCCUUUUCCCUACCUUUUGAACAUUAAGAAGUCUGUCCUUACCAGUCUGUUCAUUGUGUUACUAUUUCUGAAGAUGAGAAACAGCCCCUGGAGGCUGCAGAGUGCCCACUCAGACCACUGGAGUGGGAUUAUAAGGAAAUGACCUGUUUUGUCACUUGUAGGUGAGGUUGGGAGUUCUUCAGGGCAUCUUUCUAGCGCCAUGCUCUGUACACGGCCACCGAGUGCUCUCCAGAAGCAAUCACAAGACUGAGGACUGUCCUUUAACACAGAUUUGUAAAGAGGAUAUAAGACUUCUUAGCAAUCACAUGGAAUAAUCUGCUUUCUACUUUGACCAGAACUUGUUUUCUAAAGCUAAAAUACUUGAAUUGUCAGGCAGUAUACUCAGUGUGUGUUAGCUUUUGAAUGGGCCUUUAAGGAAGUGUAACAAUCCAUGAAAUGUGAAUAAAUGGAAAGUUUAAAAACCA
Apodemus sylvaticus (European woodmouse) is the source of this 4748-nucleotide messenger RNA. It is a transcript of the gene Nup50, whose product is annotated as nucleoporin 50. Bases 234 to 1652 code for a protein of 472 amino acids. The record is from RefSeq and is a predicted model, not a curated record. Gene Ontology annotation, cellular component: nuclear pore. The transcript has 8 exons. Gene Ontology annotation, biological process: protein import into nucleus. Lineage: Eukaryota; Metazoa; Chordata; Mammalia; Rodentia; Muridae.